Molecule: messenger RNA, 1878 nt
Organism: Branchiostoma floridae (Florida lancelet)
Lineage: Eukaryota; Metazoa; Chordata; Leptocardii; Amphioxiformes; Branchiostomatidae
Product: serine/threonine-protein phosphatase 6 regulatory ankyrin repeat subunit B-like
Exons: 5
Coding region: 127-930 (267 amino acids)
Molecular function (GO): protein binding
Source: RefSeq, a predicted model, not a curated record
GGUGACGUGCUGCUGACGUAGCAAAACAAUGGCUCACGUGACCAAACAACUUCCCCAGACGUUUCUCUUCAGUUCAGACCGAGACAGUGCGCGUGAAAGGUGUCAGCAACGUUUCUCCUUACGAAAAUGGCGGAAUCUGCGAAUGAAGCUCUGUUGGAAGCUGCUGGCCUGCAUGGGAAUAGCUCACUUGAAGACGUUAAAGCGGCUUUAAAAGCUGGUGCAGACGUUGACUUCGAGCACCCUGACCCUGAUGUCCCAAGCAUGGGCAAUGGCACAGCAUUGUACAUUGCCUGCAUUCUGGGGGACGUGGACAUAGUGAGACUGCUGCUCCGCAAGGGGGCGUCCAUUAUGACUAGAACGGUGGGUGGCUUAACUCCCCUUCAUGCAGCCGCGUUCAAAGGGCAGACAGAAGUGGUGGACUUACUGGUGCAGCAUGGUGCAACAAUAGACAUACGGGACGGCUUCCAGGACACACCGCUCAUUUUGGCAUGUAACAACAAACACGUGGACACAGUUCGGCGACUGAUUGAGCUCGGAGCAAGGCCCGAUUUGAUCGACGGUGGUAUAGGCAGGAACUUGGGGAUAGCAGUCGGAAACCCGACCAGUGACGAGAGUAUCAAGCUGAUACAAGAGGCAAUGGAGACCAAGCUGUUGAGAUGCUGCAACCCUAAGUGUGGCAAACCAGGCUACAGGAAAACUCUGAAGCGGUGUUCCCAGUGCAAGCUGACCCGCUACUGCAGCCGUGACUGUCAGAUACAACACUGGUUUGCCGGACAUAAGAAGUGCUGUGGACAAGAUACGUACACUGAUGAUCCUGUUGUAAAAGCGCUUUGGUCAUUGGUGAAUCACCUCGACGAAAAACCCGUUGAAUACAUGGUUAGGUCAUUGGUAAAACUGAUCGACGAGUAUUUAGAUGCGAAGAAGUGUUGAGUACACAAUUCCGCUAUAGCCGUAACAAAUGUAGUGAGAAUUCGUUGUAUGAACACAACCUGAGGUAAUUGGCUAUUUCUUUCUAUGGAUCGAUUUGACGCUUGUUUCUGUAUUUAGUAUACUAAAUAAUGUGUCAAGUUUUUUAACAGACGUAUUAGGUCUAAAUGACACGAUUCUAAGAUCUUAUUCGAUUUACCUUCUAAGGCCACGUUGAACGGACCAUAUAUGUAUAUAUCAACUUAGCACUGCACAUGCACAUGGUACACAAAGCAAAUUUAGCACCGUAAUUGCACAUGGUACACAAAGCAAAUUUAGCACCGUAAAUGCACAUGGUUCACAAAGCAAACUUAGCACUGCACACGCACAUUGUUCAUUAUUGUGUAGUUUUGUUUUCAGAGGUACGGAUCACAAUAAGUAUGAAAGUAAGAAGAUAUAACAGACACCGGAUUGUUGUAUUGCAGGUAUCAUUAACUUGCUUACCGAUAUAGAAAAUCAGAAUGUCCGUCAAGGAAAGAACACCCGUUUAUGUCUGAUUACAAGUUGUUACUAUUGGUCAGCGUACAUACAUACAUACAUACAUACAUACAUACAUAUUCAUACUCAUUAACAAGUCAACGUAGUUCUUCAAAACAUCUUUAUUUAUGGCAGUGCGCUUUUUCAUUUCGCCUUUAAUAUGUUAAAUGUCUAUCCUAUACUACGGCAAACACGCAAUGAUGCUCUAUACUGCUACGAAAUCCCAUGGUUAUCUGACUUCUGCUUUUACACAGCCAUACCUACAGAUGACAGUUACUGAUGACUCAUCAACUUUGCGUGCACGUGGUUAUUAGUUAUAUUAUCUUAUCGUAUACCUAUUCAAUUAGAUAUUUUACCAUAGACUACUGUAUGUCUCUGAUGAUGACUGUAUGUAGUAAGUACUUUUUUUUGGCUAAUAAAUAGUUUUUGCUCAUC